CCCACCUCUGCCUACCCCAAAACGAUAGACUGGUAAAAUAAAAUAAUAAAAUAAAUAUUACGAUUUUUUAGGGCUCCCGUGGUCCUUGGUGUCAGCUUGCGGACGUGUGGCAUCCAUCUAUAUGUACUCAACAGAAGUAGGUUUGUUGGGGACAGCUUAUGUGGGCCCCACUGGGCCCUCAAGGUUCUUUUCCUGGGCUCUCAUGGUGGUCCAAUUUUUUUAUGCAUUUAACACCGCCCAAAAUAGCGUGCAAUCGGGUGGAGGCGGUCUCACCGUAACUUACGGUAGGCAAAAAAUAAAAUAAAAUAUCACAAAUUUUUAAUUGAUGAUUUUAAGAAAGAUUAUUCAGGCCAGAAUGCCAAAAUAAUCCUUAUUUAACUUGUCAAAAAUAUCUUUUAUUUUUUUAAGAAAAAAAAAAUUUCCUAUAAAAUCUUAGAAGUUUUUGUAAAGUAUAUUUUUGUUAAAAAAAUAUUUUGUAUUUCCUUUUUCUAAUUUUCAGUUAUUUAAUGUAAGUCAUAUUUAAAAAAAAAAAUAAGAGUUUGUUUAAUUACGUAAUUUAAAAAUAUUUUUUUAUUUAAAAAUAAAAGUAUAUUUUUAAAAUUUCUUAAUAUUAUUUAACCAUUAUUUUUUUGAAAAUUAUUUUUUAAAAAUAAAAUAAAAUAAAAUAAAAUAAAAUUUUAGAUAAUAAAGAGUUUUUUUCACUCGGUCUUAAAAACAAAAGAAAAAUAUAGGCCCAUUAGAUUCAUUUGAUCGCAUUUUUUAAAAUUUGUUUUUAAAAAACAGGUUCAAUGAACCUUAAAUUGUUAAAAUAUGAUUUUAAUAUAUUUUAUGAUAAGAAUGACAAAACAAACUUGCUUUAAAAUAAAAUAAUUCGGUAGUCAAAAUAGUUCAAUUUUGGAUGCAUUUAAAUUAGGGCUCUUCGAGAAGUCUUUGCCGUAAUACGGACAUAAAUACAAAGUAGUGGUGGGUGGGAACAUUUUAGCCAGCUGUCGCGAUUCAUUGGCAGAGGAAGCCGGGUGCAGUGUUCACAAACGUCUUCGAUCACAGAGGACAUACUCUCGACGACACCACCACCCCAAUUAUAAUCUCGUUCAGUGAAUCAGUGUACAUCUCUUAUUUCGCUUCGUCUUUCCUCUCUCUUCUCCAACGGUUCGAUCCGGCUCAGCAUCCUCUCUUCGAAGUGCAAAAGCUCAACACUUCCCCUUUUAUAUUGGCCUGCAUCAUUGAAUGCAAAAACCAGGGAAUGCAGAAAGAUGUGUGUGAAUGCUGGGAAUUGCUGCUCUGAAGCCCAUGAGAUCCUAUCUCCCUUGGGGCAUCCUUUGUUCAUCCUUGAUGAGGUUGGCCACGCAUCACAGAGCACAUUUGAGCUAUAUGCCCGAAUGCACAUUGAAACCACAAGUUGUAGCAUCUCUCUCGUGUUGAAUCGUGACCUUGUUGAAGACGGUUGAAUUUCUAGAUUUUAAUUACUCCUUCCUCGCGAAUAACAUAUUUCAUACUAGAAGGAGAACAUAUUAAGCACAGUGUCUUAGAUUUUAUAAUUUAGAAUGGAAAAUAAGGGGAAUGUGCUGAUGCAAAGGUAUGAUGUCGGGAGAUUGCUAGGCCAAGGAAACUUUGCUAAGGUUUACUAUGGAAGGGAUCUAAAAACUGGCCAGAGUGUAGCCAUUAAGGUGAUCGACAAAGAAAAGAUUUUUAAAGUGGGGCUAAUUGAUCAGACCAAGAGGGAGAUAUCUGUUAUGAAGCUUGUAAAACACCCUAAUGUCAUUCAGUUUUACGAGGUCAUGGCCACCAAAACCAAGAUUUACUUUGUUAUGGAAUAUGCCAAAGGUGGUGAGCUGUUUAACAAGGUAGCCAAAGGAAGGCUCAUGGAGGAUUUUGCAAGGAAUUAUUUUCAACAGUUGAUCAGUGCCGUUGACUUUUGCCACAGCAGAGGUGUUUAUCACCGGGAUUUGAAACCAGAAAACCUAUUGCUGGACGAGAAUGGAGUUCUGAAGGUGACAGAUUUUGGGUUGAGUGCCCUUGCAGAAUCGAAGCAUCAAGAUGGAUUACUCCACACAACUUGUGGAACCCCUGCUUAUGUAGCGCCAGAAGUGAUAAAUAGAAAAGGGUAUGAUGGGGCCAAAGCUGACAUCUGGUCUUGUGGGGUGAUCUUAUUUGUUCUUCUGGCUGGGUAUCUCCCAUUCCAUGAUUCAAAUCUAAUGGAGAUGUAUAGGAAGAUAGGCAAGGCAGAUUAUAAAUGCCCCAAUUGGUUCCCAUCUGAAGUGCGCAGGUUGCUGUCAAAAAUCCUUGACCCAAACCCUAAUACUAGGAUUUCCAUUGCAAAAAUAAUGGUAAAUCCCUGGUUUAGGAGAGGGUUCAUCCCCAAGCCUUUGAAAACUAAAACAGAAGUCAAGGAUUUAGAUCCACUGGGCACAGAUACAGUUUUUGGCCCUUGUGAGAAUAACAGUGCUGCUGCCGGAGAGAUGAAAGAGUUGUCGAAACCUACCCAGCCUACCAAUUUGAAUGCAUUUGAUAUCAUCUCUCUUUCUACGGGGUUUGACUUGUCUGGUUUGUUUGCAACCAAUGACCAAAAGAAAGAAGUACAAUUUACAUCCAGGCAGCCCGCCACAGCUAUCAUAUCUAAACUGGAGGAGAUUGCUAGGCGCCUAAGACUGAAAAUUAAAAAGAAGGAUGGAGGAUUGUUGAAAUUGGAGGGAUCAGUGGAAGGUAGAAAGGGGCCAUUGUCCAUUGAUGCUGAAAUAUUUGAGUUUACUUCGUCUUUUCAUUUGGUGGAAAUGAAGAAGUCCAGUGGUGAUACUUUGGAAUAUCAGAAGAUACUGAGACAGGAGAUAAGGCCAGCACUCAAGGACAUUGUUUGGGCUUGGCAAGGUGAGCAGCAACAGCAGCAGCAACAACAACAACAACAAGAACCAUAUCAAGAACUGCAGGUUCAUUCUUCUUGAGUGUAGCCGUUAUAAGUUUUCCUAUAUUUUUUGAGGUGUCUUUUCUUUAUUUGUAAAUUGCUUGGUGUGUAAUGACUGUGGCAGUCAUAUUACAAUCUAUGUGAACAUGUUUAGCAUGUGUGCUUGAAGGCUAAAUGUUAUUGGACGUAGUUAACUGUGAGGUUCCUCACUGGCUUUUAUCAAUGUUUUCUUCUUA
This is a messenger RNA of Vitis vinifera (wine grape), 3135 nucleotides long. It is a transcript of the gene CIPK13, whose product is annotated as CBL-interacting protein kinase 13. NCBI's taxonomy places the organism in Eukaryota, Viridiplantae, Streptophyta, Magnoliopsida, Vitales, Vitaceae. The transcript is spliced from 2 exons. Gene Ontology annotation, biological process: signal transduction; protein phosphorylation. The record is from RefSeq and is a predicted model, not a curated record. Gene Ontology annotation, molecular function: ATP binding; protein kinase activity. The coding region runs from base 1545 to 2939 and encodes 464 amino acids.